Messenger RNA from Medioppia subpectinata, 342 nucleotides. The record is from the annotation of a GenBank genome assembly. NCBI's taxonomy places the organism in Eukaryota, Metazoa, Arthropoda, Arachnida, Sarcoptiformes, Oppiidae.
AUGAACUUAAAAUUCAAUGUUUUCACUAGUAAUCCAAGUCCUGUGAACAGCGGACAGCACUGUACGGGGGAGUCAACCCAAACCAGUGAUUGCAGUGUUAUAUGUAAUCCAAUUCAUGGCUCGUGGACUUCUUGGAGCAGUUGGUCCACCUGUUCCCACGAGUGCUCACAAGUGAGACGUCGUAUUUGCAGUAAUCCUCCGCCAAAACACGGCGGACAGCACUGUAUUGGACACGACUUUUUGAUUAAGAACUGCACCGGAGGAAUGUGCAGAAAGUUGGUUUCCUAUCGGAAGCACUUUCUCACGGCUCUAAUGUUCGGAAGCUUUUAUCCCAACAUAUAA